Molecule: messenger RNA, 1545 nt
Organism: Candidozyma haemuli
Lineage: Eukaryota; Fungi; Ascomycota; Pichiomycetes; Serinales; Metschnikowiaceae
Gene: HEM14
Product: oxygen-dependent protoporphyrinogen oxidase
Exons: 2
Coding region: 1-1545 (514 amino acids)
Biological process (GO): heme biosynthetic process
Cellular component (GO): mitochondrial inner membrane
Molecular function (GO): protoporphyrinogen oxidase activity, oxygen as acceptor
Source: RefSeq, a predicted model, not a curated record
AUGUCGCUUAUACCGAAGAAUGGAAAAGUGGCUGUCGUCGGUAGUGGUGUUUCCGGUUUAACUUUUUCAUACUUCCUACAGAAGCUCCGGCCAGAUGUACAGAUAUCUAUCUUCGAGAAGAAUAAGCGUCCUGGAGGCUGGAUCUCUACAGAGGUACUUAAAAACAAACACGAUGGGAAAGAUAUCGUUCUAGAGAAAGGCCCAAGAACCCUCAGAGGUGUCAGUGAUGGUACAUUACUCAUAGUGGAUAUACUCAAGCAAUUGGGGUAUGGAGAUCAGGUUGAGGUUAUGAAAUCUUCAUCUGACGCCAACAGAAAAUGGCUUCUUGAUCCGUCAAACAGUUUGGUGCAGACUCCAAACUCCUUGUCUUCUUUUGUGAAGUUCUUAACUAGCGAUAUCACCAAAGGGGCGUUUAAGAGUGUCUUAAACGAGCCGUUCCAGAAACCAGCAAAAGACUUGACCAAGGACGAGUCGAUAAGAGAUUUCUUCAUAAGAAGGUUUGGGUCUCCAGCAUUGGCUGAUAAUGUCCUUAGUGCUGUCAUGCACGGAGUCUACAGUGGUGACGUUGGUAAGCUUAGUGUUAAGGCUACCCUUCCUCGUCUUCUAGAGUUAGAAGCACAGCAUGGAUCAAUUAUCAGAGGUGUGUUCAAAGGCAUGACUUCCGGCAAGAAACCAAAGCAGCAAUUAUCGUCACAAUUGACUCAGUACCAGUCCUUGGUGGCUCCUGAAAGCGACAUGACCAGCUUGUCUGAAAAACUAAAGAAAUUUCCAAUCAUGAGGUUACACGAUGGACUACAAGUGUUUCCGCGAGUGUUGAGUGAAUACCUUCAAAAGCAGAAGAACGUGGAAUUAAUCUAUGAUGCCGCCGUUGAGGAGGCUGACUUUCAGGGGAACCUCACAGUUAAUGGAAAACUGCAAAAGUUUGACCAUGUGAGGUACACACUGAGUACUUUGGGACUCGCUAAGUUAAUCAAAAAUCCAGAGCUUUCAAAAGUCUUAACAUGCUUGAUACCUGAGAAUGGCAGUGGGUUUGGAUUUUUGGUGCCGAUAAGGAAUAAGAACCCAGAGUCUCUCCUUGGCGUGAUCUAUGAUUCUGAUUGUGAACUGGACGCCGUCAGAUUCGUGGAUGAGACGACGAUGCCAAAGCAACCGUACCACAAAGUCACCUUAAUGAUGGGAGGUCAUUUCUUCAACAGCAGAGGAGUGCCAUCUAACAAAAUUAACGUCGGAACAGCCCGCAAAGUGCUUUCUGAUAUUUUGCAUGUUGACUUGACAAAGUUCAAGAACAUCAUCAUUCGUGACGAGGCGAAUGAAACUAGCAAGGUAAUCGACGUUGGCGACGAAGAUCUACUCAUAUCUUAUAACUUGCAUGAAAAUUGCAUUCCUCAGUACAAUGUCGGUUUCCUUGAGAAUGUCAGCAAAAUGAAAACGCUCAUUACCAAGGAAAGCGAUGGACAUUUCACCAUGGGCGGAACGGCAUUGGGCAAAUUGGGAGUACCUGAUUGUGUAAUGAACGCCUUUGAGGAUGCUGUCCUUUUGUCAUAA